Lachancea thermotolerans CBS 6340 is the source of this 486-nucleotide messenger RNA. It is a transcript of the gene ESS1, whose product is annotated as peptidylprolyl isomerase ESS1. The record is from RefSeq and is a predicted model, not a curated record. Bases 1 to 486 code for a protein of 161 amino acids. Gene Ontology annotation, cellular component: nucleus; cytosol. The transcript has a single exon. NCBI's taxonomy places the organism in Eukaryota, Fungi, Ascomycota, Saccharomycetes, Saccharomycetales, Saccharomycetaceae. Gene Ontology annotation, molecular function: protein binding; peptidyl-prolyl cis-trans isomerase activity.
AUGUCGAGCGGCCUACCCGAACCCUGGACCGUCCGCUUCAGCAAAUCCAAGCGCAGGGAGUACUUCUUCCACCCCGAGACCAAGCAGUCGCAGUGGGAGGAGCCCGAGGGCACCGACCACCAGCAGCUCAAGCAGUACCUCGCAGAUCACCCGCUGCGUGUGCGCUGUCUGCACCUGCUCAUCAAGCACAAGGACUCGCGGCGGCCUGCGUCGCACCGCUCCGAGCACAUCACGCUGUCCAAAGAUGAGGCGCUGCAAGAGCUGGCCGCGUACCAGCAGCGGCUCGAGCAGGGCGAGCGCUUCGAGGACCUGGCGCGUGAGCGCAGCGACUGCUCGUCGUUCAAGCGCGGCGGCGACCUGGGCUUCUUCGCGCGCGGCGAGAUGCAGCCCGCGUUCGAGUCCGUCGCCUUCGCGCUGCCCGUGAGCGCGGUCUCCGCGCCUGUCGACACCGACAGCGGCGUCCACCUCAUCAAGCGCGUUGCCUAA